CCAAAAAGUUUUCCCACCUCUAGUUUUUAAUAUUCUAAUUUUUGUUUUUCAGUUAACACAGCUCUCUAAGUUAUUAAUUAUUGCACUUUAUCUAAGGCUUAUGCACUAGCUUGAGUUAAAAAUGUGACGGCAUUUCCAUUAAAUAUACACCUGUUUUUUUUCGAUCCACAUGCAAUUGCGAUUACUUGGGCGAAGCGCGCCAAAAAUUUAUUUUUGCUAACUUAUUAAUUUAUCAUCAAUUUCUAAUAUAGAAGGCGGACAGAUGAAUGCACAAAGCUAUUUUCCAAAUUAUUAUGCUGUUGAAGAUAUCUUUGUAACUCAAGAAAGAGUAGAAUGUAAAGUUAACACGAAACUUCUGAAAAUGGGUUUCCUAGAUCCGGGUGCUGAGUCGGAUGAUUUAAAUACUGGACGCACAGUGAAUUUGCCAUUGUGGUACAUAAAGGAACUAAAGGUUAGCAAUCCAUAUUUUACAGUAAAUGUCCCGGAUAUCUACAAAAAUGUACAUAAAGCGAUAUGUGAAGCAGAAACUACACACAUUGAGCUGGGCAGGUUACAUCCUUAUUUUUAUGAGUAUGGACGAUAUUUGACACCUUAUGAUCGCAAUCAUAUCGUCGGCCGAAUUGUGUUUGAAACAAUGAGACAACGUGUAAGACAUUUGCUCGACAUAUCAAAGAGUACCUCUGAGGAUGGAAAACCAGAGCAUCGUUUGGACGACAUAGAACAGAAAUUAUAUGAAUCUGGUGUGAAAACAAAUACACUGUUCACAAACUGGUUGCAAAUGAAAUCUCAUAAAAUUAGUGUCAGUGAAUUGGUGCAUGAGCAUAGCAAAAAACGUAAGAGAGAUCAACUGGAUUAUGGGGGAGAGAAUACCUCACCGGACCAAACGAGAAAACGCCCAACUAUGUAAUAAUGACCAUAUAUAAGUGCUUAAAAAGCUUAAUUUAUUGCCACAUGAAACUAAA
Molecule: messenger RNA, 962 nt
Organism: Rhagoletis zephyria (snowberry fruit fly)
Lineage: Eukaryota; Metazoa; Arthropoda; Insecta; Diptera; Tephritidae
Gene: Psf3
Product: DNA replication complex GINS protein Psf3
Biological process (GO): mitotic DNA replication initiation
Cellular component (GO): GINS complex
Source: RefSeq, a predicted model, not a curated record